Molecule: messenger RNA, 833 nt
Organism: Ipomoea nil (Japanese morning glory)
Lineage: Eukaryota; Viridiplantae; Streptophyta; Magnoliopsida; Solanales; Convolvulaceae
Exons: 2
Coding region: 273-743 (156 amino acids)
Source: RefSeq, a predicted model, not a curated record
AACUUUGGAAAUAGACCCCACUUUUCACCACCCAAAACUUGCUACAAUUUCAACUACACCAUCAUUAUGAACAAAUCAUAACAGCUAGCCUUUCCCCCUUUUGCAGCCCAAAAAAUGAAUUUCACAAUCUUUUCUUGAUUUUCCCCAUUUUUCCUUUUAGGGAAGUUAAUUGCACAGUUUCUGCUACUUAAAUUUCCCUGUUUGUUUUUGCAGAAGAAGUUCUUUCUGGUUUAGGCCUGUGAAGUUUCCUGCAUUUUCUUGAGCUGAAAAGUAUGAAUAGGUCUCCCAUAUUCCCAAAAUAUGAGCCUCAAGAUUUCUGUGGUGGCUAUGAGUUUGAUCCUCAUACAGAUUUUGCACAGUUCUUGUCAGAAGCAAGAAAGCAUGCAGGCCAAGACAUUCUUGGUGCAACACCACCGCCACAUCUCGAAGAAUCUGCAGAGAGGAAAUCGAGAAACCCAUCGUGGAAAAGAUCGUUGUUUUCAUGGUUAAAGAGGGAUAAAAGGAACAAGAACAGCAAAGAAGCAGCGAAGAACUCACAUACCAAGCCGAGGGGUGAUUAUGUUUCUGGUCUGGUGCGAGGGGGCGGGGAUGAUGCAAGGCGUUGGAAGCCCUUAUCGGGCCCCAUCACGAGCCACUUCAAUGGGAUCAAUGAAGAGGAGGAUGAGGUGCCAUAUAUGUGUCUUCAAAAGAUGAACAGCUCCAAGGAUGUUCAAUCCUAUGGACCGGUGUACUUGGUUACAUAGGAAACUAGGUACGAGAAUUAUGUUCUGCUGACUCAGAAAACUCAAAUGUGAUUCGGUUAUAUUAGAAUAUAACCAAAGAUUUAUCUGUUU